AUGGACUUCCGAGAAAGGUCAUACUCGAGGGGGGCUGAUGACAAACAGCUCAAGCCUACAACACGCAUCAACGAUGAAACAUGGGAAAGAUUCAAGCCUUUUCUUUGUGGCUUGUACAAGAAGUAUACUUUGAGUAUCGUCAUGGACAUCAUGGAGAAGAAAUACGGCAUUAUCCAAAGCAAGCGACAAUAUGGCUAUCGUUUCGAAAAAUGGGGGAUAAAGAAGUACAACGCUAGCGACAAGAAAGGUCCCAUCAUGUCAUUAUCCCCUGGUGACCUCAACGAGUCGAUCGACUUUCAGGAUCUCGAGUUUGAUUCGGAAUCUCAGCCUUUCGAUCGGCACAUGUUACUGGAUCUCACCGAUCCCGAUGCCCUGAUGACCACGCCUGGUUCAGACGCUAUGGAUUAUGAUGGAUCAUCGGACAGCAAAGAGCUUCUCAUUCAGUACCCAUGGUCAACUGGAUCGAUUGAAGAGUCAAGGAAGCUUGCUGCUGACUUCUGCGCCGCCAUGCUCGAUGACUCGAACGCAUUCAACUUAUACUUAAAUCUUCACCAAUCUGUAGCCAACAGCGAACAAUCUCUCCGAGAGACUCGAGAGUUUCUUGUUAUCUCUUGUGCUCGAGUUGCCGGCAAGCCAGACAAUGCUUUCAGUGCCAGAGAACUUCUUGCAAAAGAGUGGCCAUAUGAGUUUUCCAAGCCUCCGUUCCUCCUGUCAAUGCUCAAAGCAUACGUGGGAAGCCACCAAGAAGACUCUGAUAAGUCACAUUAUAUCCAACAAGUUACCCGCAAUGUCGAGCAAAUACUCGCCAGCGAUCAGUCACUCCCAGAGAUGACGCACAAUUAUUCAUCAAUCGAUCUUGUGACAUUUUUCUUUCUCAGCUAUGCUUUCGAGAUCUACGACGAACGGUUUGACCAUUCCAACCCGCCGGAGUUUAUGACAGAGAAUCUUUUGCAUGAGUUCAUCAAGAAGCAGCCUUUCAUUAAAACACUUCGCCACGACCGUCCCUCUCCACUACGCUGUUGUCUUGAGUGGUGCGAAGAACAGCUGCGACUGAAUCACCCUGUAGCUUUGCAGGAUUCCCCUGUCAACCCCAGUGCAGAUAUGCGUUCCUGGUGGCACAACAUCCGAGUCUUCUGUACACUGUGGGGGGUUAUGGUGCAGCUGGUGCGGGCAAAUCGUGCCCCUGACUGGUAUGGUCAGUGUGAAUCUGCCUUUGGCAUAAGCCCUUCUGAGCUCCUCGUGACAUUAUCAUGGAUGAUACGUGCCGAAACGAAUGCCGACGAUGUCAUUCAAGGAGACGAUGAACUUCUCAAGCAUGCGGCAGAUGGAGCAAGCAAUCUUCUUGACUUGGACGAGCCCAAGCUGUGGAUCAACUUCUUCUACAAGUUUGCUUGGAUGAACGAGUUGGUGAGCCCGGGUGAAGACGAGAAAUCCUUCGAGACUCUUGUCCAAGACCAACUUCGCAAGUAUGUCUCUGAUGUACUCAGAAUUCAGCUUCCACAUCAACCAAGUAACCAGCCCGCCGCCGUCGCCAAUAUGAACAUGUACAACUUUACCUCGCCAGGGUUUACUGGUUUUGAUAUGAACCCUCAAAUUGCAGAGUUUUACAGCUAG
Fusarium coffeatum is the source of this 1614-nucleotide messenger RNA. RefSeq lists its product as uncharacterized. The transcript has 2 exons. NCBI's taxonomy places the organism in Eukaryota, Fungi, Ascomycota, Sordariomycetes, Hypocreales, Nectriaceae. The coding region runs from base 1 to 1614 and encodes 537 amino acids. The record is from RefSeq and is a predicted model, not a curated record.